AUGACCACAUUAUUGUUGGAUCGCAUUCUCAAAUUAAAAGAUCCUUUAGGUUUUGUAAUUAUAAAAGAUACAAUAUUGCAAUCGGGUUAUUUAAUAACAAAAGAAUUUGUCAAAGGAAUUACAAAGAAUGAGAAAAAUAAUGUUAUCUUUCUAUGUGUUGAGUCCUCUCCUCAAAAAGAAAGCAAUAAAAAUAAUCGAAUAAUAACAUUAUAUCAUUCCGAUAUUCCAACUUAUCCUACAAAUGGAACAGUUGGAUUAUUAAAUAUUAAUAACACACUACUUCAACAAUUAUCAACGACAGCGAUAAUUAUUAAAAAUAUUGAACAAAGUCGUAAAAUGUCAUCUUCUCUUAAAGAUGAGAGAAUUGUGAAUAUUUAUAAUAAUAUACCUGAUAGUGGAAUAUGUAUAAUAGAAUACAGAAAAAAAUCUGGGAAAAUUAUUUAUGAGACGAAUGCAUAUUAUGUAGAUGAAUCUACAGGUGAUCUUAAAAUUCAACCCGUAAAUGAAAUAAACGAGGAAUCAAAAUUGGAGAAUACGCUUGAUCCGACAACAGCAAAUUUAUUAUUUAAUCUAUCAUUAACUGAAGAACAGAAAAAAGAAAAAAAUAAAGUUAUUUUACCACAUGUCAAGAUACAAGGUAAAUGUCAAUUUUUUUUUGUGUGUGACAUUUGA
Messenger RNA from Diversispora eburnea, 672 nucleotides. The record is from the annotation of a GenBank genome assembly. NCBI's taxonomy places the organism in Eukaryota, Fungi, Glomeromycota, Glomeromycetes, Diversisporales, Diversisporaceae.